Molecule: messenger RNA, 1090 nt
Organism: Hypoxylon trugodes
Lineage: Eukaryota; Fungi; Ascomycota; Sordariomycetes; Xylariales; Hypoxylaceae
Exons: 4
Coding region: 1-1065 (354 amino acids)
Biological process (GO): protein phosphorylation
Molecular function (GO): protein kinase activity; ATP binding
Source: RefSeq, a predicted model, not a curated record
AUGGCAACAGAUCAUCGCCUUACCAGGUUUCCCGGCGGCGGGCCUUGCGUUGAUCCAUUACAACCACCAGCAGCGCCUAGCAGCGAUCCAAAAGGCUUUCCUCCACCGACCACUCAAAAGGCCAGAGUUGAUCAUAAAGGGGGCGGUGGCGCGCCCUCGCUUAAAGCUGACACUCUAGGGCUUCUCAGAAAGAAGAGACACCCUGGCGAUUCCCCCGCGGCACCUCCGCCAAAACACUUGAAGCGUAGUGCCCGAGUAGGAAACGUUAUCCCAGAACUUCCCGAGCAGCCCGAGGAGUGGUACAAGAAGAUCGGCGAACUAACGCUCGGAGUCGAACGACGCAUCACGGUGCUAGACUAUAAAAAAAUAACUUCUAAGGGCAAAGACUCGGGACUUUUUAUGAUGAAAGAUUUCGCUAGUGGCGACCAGAUAGAUGCUAUCCGGAAAAUUAAACACCCGCAUUUCCUCGCAGUGCAAGAAGUCUUCCUUAUCGAGAAUCGCUAUUCCGUUGUCUUCCAAUAUAUGCCCUUAUCGCUUUUGGAAUUGAGACUUCCCUUCCUAAACGAAAAUGAUCUGACAGCAAUUAUAGGCCAAAUCCUCGAUGGACUCUCCUAUUUGGAAAAAGCGGGUUUAAAGCACGGCCAAUUAACAUGCUCCAAUAUCCUGGUCGAUUUUGACGGCACCGUUAAGAUAUGGGGGUGCGAAGAAUCUCACGCUACUUCUGAUUCUAAGAGGGACAUCAGAGACCUGGGAAAUGUCAUAAUGGAAUUGAUGCAGGGGUAUCCGAAAGAUGAUGGCGCGGUCGGCAUAGAGGAUUUAGAACGCUGGCCAGCGGAUUCCCGUGCCGUCGAGUUCCUGUCGGCAACGACGUGGGCAUCGAAGAUAAGCGAGUUAGCGAAUCUCCCACUUCUGCAACAAGAUUGGCAUCCGAGCUGGCUUAAAGGUAUUGUGUGCCGAGCCAAUUUUUUAGUGAGACGUGCGUACGGCGAUGCAGGAGCAACAGAAACGCAGGGCCUGGAACUGUCGCGACCCACACAAGCUUCUCUCCUAAGACACAUGACGUGACAGAUAGUCACGGGACCGACUCGGC